Solenopsis invicta (red fire ant) is the source of this 1087-nucleotide messenger RNA. RefSeq lists its product as uncharacterized. NCBI's taxonomy places the organism in Eukaryota, Metazoa, Arthropoda, Insecta, Hymenoptera, Formicidae. The record is from RefSeq and is a predicted model, not a curated record. Bases 83 to 727 code for a protein of 214 amino acids. The transcript has 4 exons.
ACUACAGUUUAAAAUACACUUAACUGUGACUCGCGCGCAGUUACUUACUUAACUUUAACAAAAAAAAUACAUAUUUAAAAUUAUGGCAUAUACUAAGUUUUUAUUUAUCUUUACUCUUGCAACCUUUUCUCUUAAAGAAAUACAUGGACAUGGAAUGCUUAUGGAACCUGUGAAUAGAGGAAGUGCUUGGAGAAAAGGUUUUAAAACACCUAUCAAUUAUGACGAUGAUGGAAAUUAUUGCGGUGGUCUAUUUGAGCAAAUAAAGAAUGGUGGUAAAUGUGGUCUCUGUGGUGACGAUUAUACAAUGCCGCAGCCUAGACCAAAUGAAAAUGGUGGAACAUAUGGAACUGGUACUAUCGUUAAAACUUACAAAGCAGGACAAAUAAUUGAACUGGAAGCUAAACUAACUGCGAAUCAUAUGGGUCAUUUUCAGUACACAAUUUGUGUUCUAAACUCCGGUAAAGAAUUAGAAACUGAAGAAUGUUUCGCUCAAUAUCCAUUGAAACUAACAGAUGGCAACAACAAAUAUGUACUGAAAAGUUCUGAUAGUGGAACUUAUAAGAUGAAAGCUUAUUUGCCACAGAAUCUUAUUUGUGAACACUGUGUACUCAGGUGGGAAUAUGUUGCUGCAAAUAAUUGGGGCAAGUGUGAAGAUGGCAGUCACAAGAUGGGUUGCGGACCACAAGAAACUUUCAAAACUUGCUCUGACAUUCGCAUAGUGGCGUAAUAAUUAGAUUUUAGUGAAAAAAUAGUGUAACAACAAAAUGUAUGAAGAACAAUUACAUUACAAACAUAUUUGUUAUAUGACCUCCGUUUGGACACAUAAUCAUUAAACGCAUAACAACGCAUGAUUAUAUACCUUGCAUUGCAAAAUACAUGCAUGAAUGUACACAUUUAUCCCCUUCCUCUCCCUCUUACGGGCGGAUUGCAUUCAAAAAAUAUAAUCUAACCUAACUCAAAUCAAUUUGUACAGCAAAAGACGUUUAUUCGAACGUUAUUCAAUAAUAUAGUGUUUAAUCGUAUGUGUCCAAACAGGAUACGUCCCCUUAUGUAAAACAAUAUAAAACAAAAUUUGUUAUGUAAUUCA